Molecule: messenger RNA, 712 nt
Organism: Hydractinia symbiolongicarpus
Lineage: Eukaryota; Metazoa; Cnidaria; Hydrozoa; Anthoathecata; Hydractiniidae
Product: cytochrome b-c1 complex subunit 6, mitochondrial-like
Exons: 2
Coding region: 293-634 (113 amino acids)
Biological process (GO): mitochondrial electron transport, ubiquinol to cytochrome c
Source: RefSeq, a predicted model, not a curated record
UGGACAGAAGAUAUUUGUCUCAAAUCUUAUGUAGACUCCCUACUUUUGGGGUUAUUUUAAAAAUAAGUAUAUUAAAGUUAGAAAAGAUACAUUCUAACAAAUAUUAAUCCUAGUUAAAAAGGAAAACCUUGUUGGCUGAUUUUGUGCCUGGCAUUAUUGCAUUUGUUAAGAUCUGCACAUAGCUCGGUUUACUCGUCGCGUAGAAGAACCGUGCAGGCAGCGAGCCCAGCCAGUGAGCCAUCUAAAAGUCCAACAGAUACCCUGUUCUCUUCCUCAUCAUUUCAGAACAGAAAUGACUGCUGAACAAGAGAAAAAGACUGGACAAGCCGAAGAAGGUAGUGAAAACGAGAAGGAAGUCAAAGAUGUGCCAGAUGAUGAAGAUGAGGAUGAUGAUGAUGAUGACAAUGAGGAGGAAGAUGAGGACGAGGAAGACCCAAUAGAUCCUAUGGAUACUUUGCGUGAAUCAUGCGCGAGUAUGAAGAAAUGCAGUGAUUUUUAUGCUAAAUUUGAGCAAUGCGAAGAACGUGUGAAAUCAAAAGCACAUACAGAAGAAACCUGCAGCGAGGAAAUAUUAGACUUUUUUCAUUGUCAAGAUACUUGUAUGGCUAAAGAUUUGUUUAGUAAAUUGAAGUGAAAACACAUGGCUGUGUAUUUUUAUAGACCCGUUGUUCAAUUGUAGUUAAAUUUUAGCUGAAUAUAAAUUCUGCAAGCA